UUUUUUUCUUCUAAUUUAGGCGGCUUGCCCGGGUUCCGUAUUCAGUUGAGUGCAUCCUAGCACUUGCAGACUAUAAGAAGUUGGGCCGAGUUGGUAACUGAAAUUGAAAUCUAUCGUCACUCCCCUCCAUGGAUUUGUUACAUGCAAGUCUAAUCUGGGUGGGCUGUGAUUUACUUGUUUACACGGUACUUGGUCAAGCAGGAUGGUUGACGCUCCUGUUUCAGGCAGGCAGAUCAUUCUCAAGUACGACACGUUGGCAGUCAAGUUGUCAGCCCCGAGCAUCACCGGUACUCCAUGAAGUUCAAUGUUGUCAUGUGGCACGUGGAGCUCAAAAAUGCAUAUUGGAGACCCCGCCCUCGGAACAUCUGCCGGUAAACGAGGCAGGUAGGCAGUAGUUCACGAUCCUUUUUCACUUUCCUCCAUUUCCAACACGGUGUAAUAAAAGUGCUGUGUUGAUGACGGACGGACUAU
Messenger RNA from Hypoxylon fragiforme, 471 nucleotides. RefSeq lists its product as uncharacterized. The transcript has a single exon. The record is from RefSeq and is a predicted model, not a curated record. NCBI's taxonomy places the organism in Eukaryota, Fungi, Ascomycota, Sordariomycetes, Xylariales, Hypoxylaceae. The coding region runs from base 129 to 395 and encodes 88 amino acids.